This is a messenger RNA of Rhododendron vialii, 1905 nucleotides long. RefSeq names its product protein FAR1-RELATED SEQUENCE 5-like. The transcript is spliced from 2 exons. Bases 41 to 1648 code for a protein of 535 amino acids. Gene Ontology annotation, molecular function: zinc ion binding; nucleic acid binding. NCBI's taxonomy places the organism in Eukaryota, Viridiplantae, Streptophyta, Magnoliopsida, Ericales, Ericaceae. The record is from RefSeq and is a predicted model, not a curated record. Gene Ontology annotation, biological process: regulation of DNA-templated transcription.
UGAGACGCUUGCAACAUACACAUGGGUGCUGGAAACCUUAAUGGAGGCCAUGGAUGACAAACGACCUGUGUCCGUAGUGACAGAUGGUGAUAGGGCAAUGCGUCAGGCAAUUCAAGAAGUCAUUCCGGAUUGUAGGCAUCGUCUUUGUUCGUGGCAUCUGUCGCGAAAUGCCGCGACAAAUAUCCACAAACCUGAGUUUCAAGAAGAUUUCAAGCGGUGUAUGCAAAUGGAUUGUGAAAUAGAUGAGUUCGAAAAUGCUUGGGAUCAGGUGGUGAAACAGUACAAUAUUGAGCAAAAACCUUGGGUGUUGGAGACUUAUAGCAAACGUUCUUUAUGGGCUCAGGCAUACCUUCGUGGCUAUAUGUUUGCUGGGGCUUCGAGUACACAACGGGUAGAAGGCAUGAAUGCCUAUUUCAACCAAUUUCUAAAACAGAGACUAAGGCUAUUUGAAUUUAUGGUACAUUAUGAUAGGGCUCUUGGGCGUAUUCGAAAUAGAGAGGCAAAGGCAGAGGUCCGAACAGAGAAUAGUUUUCCGGUUUUGAUUACACCACUGAAGCGUUUAGAGAAACAUGGAGCCGACAUGUUCACUCGAAAUAUUUUCUUGUUAUUUCGUGAGGAACUUGACCGAGCAGGAAAGUACAUUGUGGAGAAAACAGUUGUGAUCGAGGGGAUAGACCAUCACAAGUAUUACUUAUCUAAAUACGGGUCACCUGAGAAAACAUGGACAGUUGACUAUCAUCCAGCAGAGAAUCGAAUGAUGUGUUCUUGCUUGAAAUUUGAAUCGUUUGGCAUACCCUGCUGCCACAUGAUUUGUGUUAUGAAAUUAAACCAUCUAUUGUGUAUUCCUCAGAAUUGUGUCUUGCAGAGGUGGGCAAGGCAACAUAGGCGUAACCAUCAGGUACAUAGUCAUAGCAAAAUUGAUACCACACUAACUCAGACAGCAUGUUACGGUAUAUUAAGCUCACUUUUCAACGAAGUAUCGUAUUAUGCCUCACACGCAGACUUGGAUUUCAAAGAGGCUAGGGAAGUAGCCGUCCAGUUUCUGUGGCGGUUGAAGAAACGCUUGGCAAUGACAAAGGAGGAUAACCCCAACAGUGUUCAAGGAAAUAGGAAGACCAAGUUGUUUGGCAUUGGGGAUCCUAAUAUAGUCAAGACCAAAGGUAAUCCGGGGGGAAACUCUUCUACGGGCAAACCCAAAAGGCCAAGGAAAUGCGGAAGGUGCAGGGUUCCAGGCCACACAAAGAGAACGUGUCCAAAAUUUCCUUCAGCUAACCGAGGAGUCGGUAGUAACUCAUUCGAUAAGAAUGACUACCAACCAUCGGCGACACACUGUCCUUCGGAGGACGGCUAUCCAACUCCUCCUCCUUCCCCUUUUACACAAACAAGAUGUAAAAGGAAGUCAACAGAUCCUGCUAUGACCCAUCGUGUGAAAAGACAACUUUACACUAACCAUGAGCGUACAGAUUCAACUCCUUUGGAGUCAGGACAUGACAUCAAUAGAGCAACUGCGAGUCGUGAUGCUCAAGUGUGCCAAAAUGGUUCAUUCACAAUUAGUGAAGCUAGUAAGGAAGAUGAAGAAGGAGUUGCAACAAAUGGAGCUGUCCAGUCAAGGUUCCGAGGGAGAGGCACAUGUGGACAAGGCAGUUGAUAGUGAUGAUGGUUUUUUUAUUUUACUUGAUUUCUGCUUGUUCUAGUGUGCGAAGUUCUAGUGUCUUAUAGGUGGCAUUAUCUUGCCUUUAUGGUGUCUUAUGAGUUAUUUUAGCUUUUUUUAACUGCUUCAUUGAGUUUGGGCAUGUAGACUAGCUUAUCAAUGCUUGUUAAGUUUUUGAUUCUGCUUGGCAUAAUUGGUGAACUGGAUUUUUGUUUGACUAUAUCCUGCCUAUAUAAAAAGGAAAUCCUUGAUCG